This is a messenger RNA of Symbiodinium sp. CCMP2456, 666 nucleotides long. Lineage: Eukaryota; Dinophyceae; Suessiales; Symbiodiniaceae. The record is from the annotation of a GenBank genome assembly.
AUGAAGCUCGCCGAGCUGAAGGAGAUUUGCAGAUCCAAGUCCUUGCCUGUCAGCGGCAAGAAGGCCGAGCUGGUUGCUCGCAUCCUCGCAGAGGAGUCCGGAGUCGCCAGCGAAGAGGAAGACCGAGGGGAGGAAGAGGAAGAGGAGGAGGACGUCGAGACAGCAUCGGAGUCGCCGGCAACGCUGAAGCCGAGACGCAGUGCGCCAAGCGGCUAUAUCGAGUCGACUGACAUCUCGGGUCCUCCGGGGAAGCCGAUCAUCUCAGGCGACACAAUUUACUUUCUGGCGAGAACCGGCAAGUAUCUGGAAUAUCCAGAGCACCGGGAGGAUCCAAGAGCACGAGCAGAGAUCAAAGGGCCGCGACAGGCUUUAGUUAUCCAGAAGAGUGGAGGCGGUGCCAUUCAGUCAGGAGAUACCGUGACACUGAAGUGCCACCUCGGUGUUUACCUGGAUUUCGUGGGUACGGCCGUUCGGGCACGCUACACCGAAGUCGGAGACUGGCAGAAGAUUAGGAUUACCAGUGAAGGCGGCAGUGGGCCUAUUCGCACAGGCGACAUUGUGUUCCUGAGAGGGCAUCAAGACAACGUGCUGGAUGUCGAAAAGGAAAACGUGAAGUGUCGCUGGCCAGAUGAAGGACGCUGGCAGCGCCUGGCCGUUGAGAAGUGA